Molecule: messenger RNA, 737 nt
Organism: Harpegnathos saltator (Jerdon's jumping ant)
Lineage: Eukaryota; Metazoa; Arthropoda; Insecta; Hymenoptera; Formicidae
Exons: 3
Coding region: 18-737 (239 amino acids)
Molecular function (GO): DNA binding
Source: RefSeq, a predicted model, not a curated record
AAAUACUUUGCCCAAAAAUGUAUUGUAACUAUUGUCACCGAUAUCACCAAGAUCACUAUCACCAUUAUCACCAUUACCAUCUACAUCACACGCAUCAGAAUUCAAUAUCAAAGAAUCGAGGCACUGCAUCGACAUCGCCUGUGAAUGCUGCAGAAUGUUCAAUGUCAAGCUCGUUGUCAACGAGAAGCUCAAGUAGCAGCUGUAAUAUUCCAUCAUCGAAAAAAAGGAAAUCAUCAAAUACAGGCAAUUUAGAUGAAGCCUUUAUUACGGCAUUGAUGAACGAGCCAGUAGCUGAAAAUGAUCCGAUACAAAGCUUUCUGUUAAGUUUGGCCGAUGGACUCCAUCGUCUCCCUUACAAGGAGAGAGCUAAAUUGCAGAUAGAAUUUCUCAGCAGGAUUUUGGAAACUCAUAAUAAAUUAGUCUUCUCCCAAGAGAGUGGGAACAACACGUUCCCCAAAGGCGUGGGCACAACACUGUCCUUUCUCUUCCAAAAUUGUCGUCCCGACAAUCCCAUGGAAAAAGUUGUUCGUGAUGCUCUUCUUCAAGUCUAUCUCCAAAAUUUCACGUCAUCUUUGCUGCUCCAGGGCACCUUUGGCGAUCCUUUGUCACAACCUGGACUGCUGUCUCAGGUUCUCUUGACUACGCCAUCUCUUGUCCCAACAGCUACCAGGCCGAAAAGUUGUCGACGUGACUCUCGAAGUCCCAGCUCACCGCUCUUCAGCUUCUUCUUCGGAUAA